This is a messenger RNA of Apus apus (common swift), 3500 nucleotides long. It is a transcript of the gene GAS1, whose product is annotated as growth arrest specific 1. The record is from RefSeq and is a predicted model, not a curated record. The transcript has a single exon. NCBI's taxonomy places the organism in Eukaryota, Metazoa, Chordata, Aves, Apodiformes, Apodidae. Gene Ontology annotation, biological process: negative regulation of mitotic cell cycle. The coding region runs from base 1102 to 2058 and encodes 318 amino acids.
UUCAAGCUUUGAAUGUGAGCUGCGCUCCUGCCCCCAUCUCUCCUUCCCUCCCUCCAGCAGAUCGUAAAAAGAGGAGGGGAAAAAAAAGUUUCAACAGGAUGGACCAAUGGCAAGUGGCGAGUCAGGGUAAGGGGGCCGAGCGAAGGGAAAAAAAAGUGGAGAAAAGGAGAAAGAGAGCGAGAGAGCGCAGGCUGGGAGGAUAUGUAAAAGAAGAAGCGCUGCUUUUUUUUUUCUUUUCUUUUUUUUUUUUGUUUUUUUUUUGUUUGUUUGCUUUUCCAUGCAUGCAUAAUGACGCCUAAUCAGAGCACGUUGCUGCUGCUCGGAGAGCACUUUUUUAUUUAAAGCCUUGCAAAGGAAAAAAAGAUCUACAGACAGAUCAGCAGAGCAGCUUGCAGGGCUUGUUGACAACAGAAGCAGCAUCAGUCGCCCGGAGAGAAACAGACCCAGAAGGCUGCCUCUUCUCCUUUCCCUGUGCUAUCUUCUUUUUAGCGGAGAGAGACAUUUCUUCUCCACGCCACCCGAAAGAGCAACCAGUACCGAGAGGGAGCAAGCGGAGCUGGGACUGUGAACGGGAUCGGAGUGGCUGGCAUGUUCAGAGAUGCCGCCAGCGGAGAGUUAAAAGCUCCCGAGGAGGCGGCAGCACCAACUGGCCGUUUAUUUUAUGCAAAAAAAAAAUAAUAAUUAAAAAAAUAAUAAUAAACGGAACUGCAUUAGGAGGAAGGACGGCACCAUGACCUCUCCCGGCGCAGCCUGCAAGUUCCUCAGCGUGCUCCGAAGCCGCUCUCCUCCGAGCCCCCGUUUGCACUGAUUCUUCCCACCUCUCCGGGCGCCUUCGCCGCCGUCGCCAAGCCAGGAGCAGGGUGGGGGGCACGGGACGGCCCCGGGCGCCUGCUUCGUACCGCGACCCUGCCGGUUGCAGCUACGGGGGGCUGGAGGGCCCCGGAGCCGACGCGGAUUGAUGCGAGGAGACCUCAUGUACACGGCCGGCAGGAGUUUUGCAAACUUUUCCACAGGCGGCAGCUCCUUCUCCUCCUCUUCCUCAUCGUCUACCAGCGCCUCUCCCCCGCUCGCCUGCAGCAGCAGACGCCGCCGCCGCCCGCGAUGGUGGCCUCCUCGCCCGCUCGGCACGGAGGCGGCGCUGGGGGCCGCUGGCCGCGGCCGGCCGUCUGGCUGUGGCUGGCAGCGGCGCUGGGCGCCGUGUGGCCGUCGUGGGGCUCGCUGGUGCAGGGCCGGCGGCUGAUCUGCUGGCAGGCGGUGCUGGCUUGCCAGGGGGAGGCCGACUGCAGCUACGCUUACAACCAGUACGCCGAGGCGUGCGCGCCGGUGCUCCUGCAGCAGCCGCCGGCGGGAGGCGGCGGGGACGGGCCGGCGGCCGCUGCAGGCUCCGCUGCCUCCUCCAGGCGGCGAUGCCCCAGCCACUGCAUCGCGGCCCUCAUCCAGCUCAACCACACCCGGCGCGGCCCGGCGCUGGAGGACUGCGACUGCGCGCAGGACGAGAACUGCCGCGCCACCAAGCACGCCAUCGAGCCCUGCCUGCCCCGCACCAGCAGCCCGGCGGCCGGCGGCCCGGGCCCCGGCAUCAUGGGCUGCACGGAGGCGCGGCGGCGCUGCGACUGGGACAGCCGCUGCAGCCUGGCUCUCAACCGCUACAUGACCUACUGCGGGAAGCUGUUCAACGGCCUGCGCUGCACGCCCGAGUGCCGCGCCGUCAUCGAGGACAUGCUGGCCGUGCCUAAGGCCGUGCUGCUGAACGACUGCGUCUGCGACGGGCUGGAGCGGCCCAUCUGCGAGUCGGUCAAGGAGAACAUGGCCCGCCUCUGCUUCGGCGCGGACAUGGGCGGCAACGGCGCCGGCAGCAGCGGCGGCUCGGACAGCGGCCUGGAGGAGUACUACGACGAGGACUACGACGAGGAGCCGAGCCAGAGGGGGAGGGACGACGUGGAGGACAAUGCGGGCUCUGAGCCCGGCUUCCCCGUGCAGAGGGGUAGCGCCGGCCGGCCCGCCGCCGCGGCUUGGCCGCUGCUGGCCUCCAUCUUGCCGCUGCUGCAGCGGCUCUAGCGCUUCUCCCUCCUUGUUUCCUUCCUUCCUUCCCCCUUCGCCGGGCCGGGCCCGGCCCUCGGUGCCGGCCGCCGCUGGCCUCCUGGCGGGCCCGCCCGCGGCGCUGGGGGCCCGGCCCCUCCGGGCCAUGCCGUUUUAAACGCUCCGACCGUUACUUCUCCAGCUGUUACAGCGGGCGUCGUUGUCCUCCCGCCCGCCUCGCUGCUGCUCCCGCCUCGCUGCUGCUCCCGCGGCUCCGCCAGGGCGUCUGCACCCCCUGCCCCCGCUGCUGCCCGCAGCACCCGCCCGCACCCCUCCCUGGGCCGGGCCUGGCCUCGCCUCCCCGGGCAGCCUUGGCCCGGCGAAGCGGCGGCGGCCGGAGCGGAGCGGGCGCGGGCCGCUCGUUGUGCGAGUGCGGGUCUCGAGUGUGCACUAUGCAAUUCCUGCUGCCCUGCCUUGGAGUCAGCAGGGCGAGCUACCAGAGACUGCUGCGGGGCCGCGGUGGGCUGCCCGCUGCCGCCAGCCGCCCCCGGAGAAACUGGGAGUGAUGGCGAGCUCAUAGGGGAUAUUUUUUAAGCAUUUUGAGAUGAAGGUUAGAAGGAGUCGAGCUAUCCAAACCUGCUGCCACAGCUAUUGCCGUAUUGGUUAGUCAACAACCUGGUUAUCAGUCGCUGAGUCUCGCUGUGAUGCAGUGGUGCCUGAACCGGUGUUACGUGGCAUCUGCCGUUAAUUAAAUCUAAGGAAAUAGCAGACUUGAGUGAAUUCUGUGGUUUACAGUACUCCCUCUUGCACACACAUCUUCUCUAGAACAAAAGCAUGCCAGCAGCCUCUCGUUCACCUUAGCCUAGCGACACGGAGUUGUUGGCUGUACUGAACAAUGCAACUUUUGUUUUAAAAGAGCUCUGCACUGCCAUCUUUAAAAGACACUUUUAAACUCGAGAACGUGUAUAUACAAAUAUCCUGAAAAGUUAUAUUGUCUCUCAUAUCAGGGUGCUGACCUCUGGUAAAUCUUAUAUUAAAAAAAAAAUGUAUUUAAAACUGGGAUUUGUUACCAGUUGCUCUUCUUUGUAUAUAGAAUUUUAUAAAUUGUAUGCUUUGGGGAUAAUUUAUUUAAAGAAUAAUAAUAAAAGUUUAAAACCACAUCCUAUUUUCCAGGUAAUUGCAUUUGCUAUUCAUUUCUGGAAAGGUACAGUAUUCAUUUUAUGUUUAAAGGGAUACCAGCAGCAGUGAUUCAGUGAAGUAUUCUCUAGAACAUCAAAUGUACAGUGUAUUUUAUAGAGUGGAAGUUAACUUUCUUACUUGGAGAGACUGUAUGAACGUUGUCGAAUUGUAUAAACGCAUUUCUGAGCUGCCUUAAACUUUGUAUUUUUAUAGAAGGCAUAAAAAAGGCCUGUGUUUUAAAUAUGUAUGGCUUUUUUGUAUUUUCUAAAUGUGUAAAUUAGUAAAGAAAGAGCUUUAAAUAA